Molecule: messenger RNA, 3756 nt
Organism: Apiotrichum porosum
Lineage: Eukaryota; Fungi; Basidiomycota; Tremellomycetes; Trichosporonales; Trichosporonaceae
Exons: 2
Coding region: 1-3756 (1251 amino acids)
Source: RefSeq, a predicted model, not a curated record
AUGAGCAACCGGCCCCCCUCAACCCGCUCCACGGCGAGUGCCGCUCCCUCGCUGCGUCCACUGCAAGAAGAAGAGAUCGACGAGGAACCGGUGGCCGGGCCGUCUCGCCAGACUCCGACUCACUCGCCGACGGCUUCGUACCAUCCUCCCACCAGCCUUGAACCUUCCCCCAUCCCCAACACUGGUGUCGCUGCUAGCGCGGACGCGUCGCUCGCCGCGCUUCUACCCACGCGCGACGGGGCCACCACGCCGCAACGCCGCCACCUCAACCCCAAGAAUUCGAGCAGUUGGCUGCGCUGGACUAGCCCCACUCCAACAUUCCCAAAGAAGGAGAAGGGCAAGCAGCGCGACGACACUCACCACAUCUCUCCACUACCCUCUCCCCUCCUUGCACCCACCGUGCCGCCAUCCGCUCUUAUCGAGACGCCAUCCGCCGUUGAUCCUGCCAUAAUACCGACGGUGCCUGCGCCUGCGCCAGACAUUGAACGGGCGCGAUCCGGAGCUCCCACGCGUCCGACACGGGAAGCAUUCAAGCCAGCGCCGCCGCUCCCAGACGAAGAACGAACAGUGUCCGCGUUGCUCCCGGGAGUUUCUGAUAUCUCUGUACCCACACCCUCCGCAUUAUCAUCCACAGCUCCAUCGGACGCUCCAGAGCCUACUACCCCCAUGCUCAAGCCGGCACAACCAGCAUUGGACGUACCGACACCAAGUCGUGGGUGGCGAACCUACUUUUGGGGAGGAGGGCCAGGAGGCGACACUGGUGGCUCCAGCACACCCACGCCCGCCCCUGACGUCAAGGCUCACAAGUCAUCAGCACCCCCAUCUCCAGUGGUUCCCGCGAGCGACAUCACCAGUACGCAGAACAUGGCCACGGACGCGCCCCAUCAACCCCCAAUCCAGAACGGCGCGGCCGACCACGCCGACCCACCUGCGCUGGCCAAGAUUGAGUCUCGCGGCAGUGCACUGCCCAACGGCACGAACGGCUCGGCCAAGACAGCCAUGACUGUCAUCACCAACGGCAGCGCAAACGUCAGCGUGAAGCGGCGCAAGGUGGAAGUCCCGAGUCCUAUCGUCACGGAACGAGCGGCUGCCACGCCCACGACACCCACGGCACGCUCACCUACCGCGGCGACUUCUGUGGCGACUGCGACUGCGCCCGCGCCCCCGUCGCCCACCCAGUCCACCACGUCAAGCCGAGAUCCGACGUCGGACAAGCAGCUCGUCGUCGUCGCCGCCCAUCUAACCCAUCCUCCAGGUUGGGGCUCGUACUUUGCUUCAUUCGUCUACUCUACCUCCCAAACUCGUCCACCAGAGCAACAAAUGGACUCCCCAGCACCCGAUGCGCCAGACAUGACGCCGAAGGCGGAUCCAGCUCCUCUGCCUGCGCCAGCAGCAGACGAUGCUCCUCCGACUCCGUCACCGGCCCCUGUUACUGCCAGGUCGAUGGGGCCGCCGCCGCUCCCCGCCCAAGGCAUGCAGCAGCCUGCUCCGCCUGCACAGCCCGCUCCGUCCGCACAACUUGCUCCUCCCACUCCUACCCCUACCCCUCAGCCGCCGCCCCUCGGCCCUGCUGACACCGAGUCGACACCGUCCAACUCGCAUCCCAAACUGGCGUCCUCCACCUCGUCAACUGCGGGAUGGCUCAGCUACCUGGCAUUCAGGGCGAGCCAGAAGAAGAUUACCGACUCUGCGGCGUCCGAGUACAGCGACCUGCGCAAGAGCGGCGAGACUGGGCGUGAAGAGGUAAUGGAUUUUUCAGCCGAUCCCGAGUUCCCGACCGAGACGCCGUCGACAGCCGUUGCAGUGGUGGCUAAACCCGACCCGAAGGCAGUUUCUGCUCCCAAGGGGAAGGCGCCCAGCGUGUCCACGGAGCCGAUAAAGGGCACCAAGGAUGCGGUCAAGGAUGCGGCCAAGGGAGCACCUCCACCAUCUGCUGCGCAAGCAGCCACUUCGCACCAGCUGGCCCAGAAGAAGUCUCAGACCCAGCUGUCGACGAAGCGCUCGCAAAACCUCGCCCUCGAUGUGCGACGUGGCUCGAUCGCGUCGUCUGUUCGCUCUGCCUCGAGUGCGCCGCCUGCUCCGCUGUCGCCACGUAGUCAGGCAGCCCUCAGUGCCGCCAAAGCCAAUUCAGCCCUUCCCAACCCACCACAGGCACCCUCCAAGCAGCCCAACUUUCUCGUCCCCACGUUCGCCACCACCUUUGAUCGCCCGCCGCGUUCGCUCCUUCCACGAUCCGCAGAGAGCGUCACUGCCACGGCCCUUCGCGCGUUCAGCUAUGUCUAUGGUGGUCUCGACAAGGACACUGAGACGCGUGGCAAGAAGGAAGGAAGGGACGUUGGCGCCGAUCUCCCACGCAGGAUUGGCCUGCACGGAGGUAACGCAGACGACGGAUGGAAGAAUGUCAAGCGCGUUGUUGUUGUUGGCGUGCACGGAUGGUUCCCAGCCAAGAUGCUCAAUUCGGUCAUCGGUGAGCCGACCGGCACGUCGCAAAAGUUUGCCAACAUGAUGGGCGAGGCCGUCAAGCAGUUCUUCCGCGACAAGGACAUUGACGAGCACGAGAUUCGCCUCACUCUCAUCCCGCUCGAAGGCGAAGGUGUGAUUGACGACCGCGUCGACAAGCUGUACAAGGCAUACCUGUCCAACCCGGCGUGGAUCAACGACCUCCGUCGUGCCGACGCCAUCCUGUUUGCCGCCCACUCGCAAGGCUGCGUCGUCACGACCCACCUCAUCUCGCGCAUGAUUGCCCAGGGUCACAUUCGCACAGCCCACAACCGUGAAGCUGUCGCGCGGUGCGAAUGGGCGUUUGGUCCUAUUGCCAUUGUGCCCUCGGAGGACUCAAAGAAGGGUCGUCGUCUCGCUGCGGCUCUCGGAGGUGCGGAGGGAGGCCGGCAAAAGGUCGCCAUGCUCGCCAUGUGUGGUGUGCACCUUGGUCCGCUGUACUCGAUCAGCACGAGCAGUGUCAUUGGACCAUACCUUCAAUGGUUUGAGAACGCGGCUGCACGUGAGCUCUUCGAGUUCCAGGACACCAACUCUGCUGUUGCGCAGGCAUACCACCGCUCGUUGUCCAUGAUCCUCGAGAACGAGGUCCGCGUGCUCCUCGUCGCCAGCCUCAAUGACCAGGUCGUCCCCAUCUAUGGCGCUUCGUUUGCCAACGCAGAGCACCCACUUCUACUGCGUGCACUUUUCGUCGACGGCGCCUCAUACUCGGCAUCAGACUUUAUGACCAACCUCCUCUGCUUUGCGUUCAUGCUCCGUAACGCCGGGAUCGACGACCAACGCCUCAUCGAGCACCUGUCCGAAGCCACGGCUGGAUCGCUCACGGGCGUCGGCCACUCGUCGCCGUACGAAGAGCGGGACUGCUACUCGCUCUGUGUCAACUACCUCUUCCACGCCGGCCCCGCCGCCCAGCCCCUCCCACCCCUCCAGAUCGAGCCGUUCCAAGCCCGUGACGCGCGCAACGACUUUGAGCUGCCGUGGAUCAUGCGCGCGCUCGUCGACGCGCCCGAAGUCAAGGACCUGUUUCCCGCCGAGCUCAAGGACCUGCGCGAAAGCAUCUUGGCGUGGAAGCCGCAGACCAAGGCACUGCGGGAGAUUAAGAAACGCCUCGAACCCAUGGCAGGGCGGCAACCGCGCGUGCGCCACCUGGCGGCCAGCCCGAGCUCGACGUCGCUCAACGCGAUGGGUGGUGGUGGUGCGGCUGGGACAGUCGAGCCGGCCAGUCCCCUGCCAAAGGGCAAAGUGCCGAGCAAGCUGUAA